Messenger RNA from Amoebophrya sp. A120, 3837 nucleotides. The record is from the annotation of a GenBank genome assembly. Lineage: Eukaryota; Dinophyceae; Syndiniales; Amoebophryaceae.
GAGCAAAGCAUGACUUGAAUAAUAUUCAUGUGCAGUCGUAUUGGUCGUCCCUAAGCCUACUUAACCCUACAUGAUCAUCAAAUCAUCUCCAUCUUCAAUGCGCUGCAGUCGAAUAUUCUCCCUCAUUACGAGCGAAUAAUUGCGGCAGGCACAAAGCGAUAUCAAGAUGGUGGAAGGAGCUGCACUACCGUUCCAGCAGCAAGACCCUUCGCUGGUGGAUCCGGAGUCAGGCACGAUCUCCCCUGCUUUGACACACAAUUUCGAUGACCUCGUCCGUUUGAUUGAGCUCGCAAACAAAAACUACAAGGUUCGCACCCAAUCGCUGGAUGCGCAGGCCGCCCGGGACUACCAGCUCGAUUUGGACCAAAGGGGAUGGAAGGUUCUGACUGUAGUGUUAGUGUACGAUUUCGCGAAGAGUUCUGUAGUAUCUGAAAAGCAAGUGCCAUUGGUCAUCAUCACGAAACAAUCUUCUGCUUCUUUUGUGUCUCGAUGCAAUGCAACAAGUACUUACGUGGCUAUGGGUAUGGCUACUCGCAUGAUCUUCGUUGCUUCGUCUUCACACCAGGUCCUCAUACCCAUUGGCACAGACGAGUAUGGCUUAGUUGCUCAUAGCCCGAACAAAAGUCUCAUCGUUCUUGCGUUCGCCGGAUCCUGUGGGCAGACCGAUUGGGAGACGAAUCUGCACUGCCGUGCGACCUACUCUGAGCGGCACCGCGGAGACGUUCACACUGGGUAUCUAGCACGGUACGACGCACUACGAGAUCAGCUGCUUCAAGUGCUCGCCUCGCUGCAAGGAGCUGUCACGCAAGCCACGAAAAUUUUGGUCACCGGUCACUCCUGUGGCGGAGCGGUCGCGCAGCUGGCACUGGGCGAAGUCGUAAGAAAGACGAUACAUAGCUAUGUCUAUUGCAGCAGCAGAAUGAAUUUGUGCAUCCCUUAAUGCGAAAAGCAAAGGUAGACAUGGAAACUGCAGGGCCUUGUGGUGAGUGCUUGUUUUUGUACACCUGGAAUAAAUGAUGUAACUAAAAUACUGCAGGUGUCUCUCUGCGCCAGCUCGUGGUUUGGUCGAGAAUGGAGCAACGUGCUGCAGCCGAAAGUUUUUGGCUACUUUCUGUCAUCUCCAAUGGCGGUGACCUUCGCUACUGGUGCCUACGAAUACCUGAACGCGAUCGUCGGCGAGAAGAACAUGGCGUCACAAUUUCCGGAGGGAGACCUGGUGAAAUGUUUUUUGUUUGUGUUUCAAGAGCCACGAAGAUAUCGAAGAUUAUAUGGAACAGAUUCAGAUACAGAUGUAGGAAAAUAAUUUGGCUUUGGUUUUGGAGGUGAGCGUGUGUGUGUCUUUGACUUUGACAGUGAAAUUGUACGAAGGAAAGUAGCGAAAAAUCUCUUCAGGUCGCCGCCACGGGCUGGGACGCAACGAUUCAGGGCCUGCUUCGUAAACUUUCUCAGACGAAGGAAACCGACGCGGCGGCCAUGGAUCUCUUUGAGCAGUUGCAGGGGAUCACGUGGGUGCAGGAGCUGCAGUAUUACCGCCCCCUGGGCCGGUUUCUCGUCCAAACCGUCUCCGGCGGGAUGGUCUUGCAAAAAGACUUCGGUAAUGGGGCAAGUGCGUCAAUGAUGUCCGCAACGCCGCCAAGUUCUAGCGUCGCUGCAGCAGGGAUGGGCAACGAAGACAGCAAUAAAGCUGCUACGGAGCAGCCACUUGAUCCGGAUGACCUCUACGUGUGGGACACGUUUCGGCAGGCUCUUGCCGACUGCGGACUAGCUGCGCAUCUUGGCGGCCGCAACAGCGAGCGCGAGUUUGUCCGGUGGAUCACCGAACCGCCUUCGGUCAGUAUCGUGAGAAAAAUGUGUUACAGUUACACAGUCUCAUGCAAAACAAGCAAGACAGACAACCUCUGUCAUGCAGAAAACGCUUGCCAGCGUCAUUUCAUUCGUGUUUUCCCUUCUAGUCUGCGCAUUACAAGUUGUCUCUCUCAUGCAGAGAAAUUUGUGUUGCUGAAUUCACUACAAAUGUGUAACUGUAACACUUUUUUCUUGUGAUAGUCAGUCUGCUGGAGAAGGGGAACCGGUUGUGGAGUGACUGGAACGCGAAAACGGAAGAACGUGCGGAAAAAUUACCGCCGAUGCCAGCAACGGUCUUCGCCGAAGCGGGUGCAUCUUCAUCGACUUCCACGCCGUCCCGAGUGGAAGUUGGCGGAGGUCCUCGCCGUCUUCUCGCGUUUCAAAGUCCGAUGUUGCAGGUGCCGCCAGUUGUAGCGCCAGUAGUAGGUGCUGCUGCCGCUGCUGUGGCACCCUCUCCCCUGCGCAGCAUGAUGUUCGUGCCUCAACAGGCACAACUGCCCGCAGCGGCAUCGCCUUGGAACGGCGCAACAGCAGCUCAACAGCUACAGCAACUACAAUACCAGCAGCCUGCCGCACCUGCGAUCCCAAUAUCGGCGGGAUCGCUUGGCAAUACAAUCAGACCAGUUGGAGUUAGUGCCCUAGUAGGGUCUCAAGUUCCCGGAGCUGCCUCCACAUCAGCAUCAGCCUCAGAAUCUGCGCCAAAUCAACAUGUUGCACAACACCAGCAGCCGCAUCCGAUAGCCGCUCCCGGACCACCUGCAGGAGCGCAGCCCGUAGCUCCUACCCCGUUUCAGCAGAGCGGACCUGCUCCUCAAGCUCACCCGUCAUUUAUGACGACCAGGCCGCACGCCAUGGGACGAGUCGAGCUCGCAGCUCCUACUUUGCACAUGCCCUCGCAGCUACAUGAAUCACUCCCACAACCACAGGCACAGAACCAACCUCAAGCAGUCGCAUUCCCGCAGCACCCCGGGCUGACGAAACCGCAGAUACAACCCCCGGAGGUGAAAAAGGCGAAACUUCGCAAGUUCGUCUUCGUGGAUCCAGCGACGGCGAACGAGGACACGAAGGGAACCACCGUCACGACAACCAGCGAAGAAAGAAACGGAAUAAACGGAACAACAGUACCGCAAGACCCCGACGCUGGCCUCGUCGAGCAACCGGCUGCUCUCGCACCGGAGCCACACGCUCCGCCUGUUUUGUUUGCGCCCGAAGCUGGUGGGACUGCUGGUAUGUCUGCAACAACAGGGCCUUCUUCCGCAUUAUCAGCCGCGGAGGCUUACCGCCAGCAACUAGCAGCGGUAGUUGCAGCGCCCGCACGAUCACCUGGGGGAGGUCCUCCGAACGUCGGAGCAGUGUCAUCAAGUCCCGCUGAAGCCGCGGCCAGUAUUAAGCAGGCCUUUCUUGCGUCGUUCGCGAAGCCUGCCUACGUACCACCACUACAAGGACUGCAGGUAGUUCGAGCUUUUUCUUUUCGUUUCUUCUUUGCGUUUUCGGAUUUGUUGAGUCGGUAUGCGCCGUUCCCGCCGCUCUAGGAUGUAGAUGUCCGGACUUGAUGCGCUUGCAUCUUCCCGAUCCCUGACCAGUAUUGCGCAAUUUGUUGUAUAUUAUGUUGCCCACUUUUCAUCUACUACUGCGCUUCUCAGUUGCCGUCUACGAUCGCGCCGAAUGUUGGAAAGGUGCAAGCGAUGCUUCCUACAUUUCGCGAGAAAUUGCAGGCAAACCAGCGCUACUUCGCUUCGCCAACGUAGCAAUCCAAUUCGGCGGUAGAGAAGAUUUCUUGUAGGAUGCUUUCUUCUAACAACGAUGGAUGACGGAUGACGCUGAAUGAAACCUGAAGAAAGACAAAAAGAAAAACACGGUAAGCAUUUAGAGAAAAAGAAAUUCGCCAAAAACGAGGACACUUGCUUCGUGCUCUUCUUGCACCGUUAGCGAAAAACACGUUUCCAGUUUCUCGCCCGUUUCUGGCGAUUCGAGAAUUGAAGUAUGAAAUAC